Aphanomyces astaci is the source of this 1317-nucleotide messenger RNA. RefSeq lists its product as hypothetical. The record is from RefSeq and is a predicted model, not a curated record. The transcript has 4 exons. Gene Ontology annotation, molecular function: protein binding. Bases 19 to 636 code for a protein of 205 amino acids. Lineage: Eukaryota; Oomycota; Saprolegniomycetes; Saprolegniales; Verrucalvaceae.
GACAGUUACGGCAGUUUCAUGAGUGCCCUGCGCGUGGCCGUGGCGUUGGCGGUGACCACCCCAGUGCUGUCAACCGUCAUUGGGGGGUCUGAACCUACUCGAUGCACGUCGUGCUGGCAGCUCACACAUUGCACGGCCCUCAAUGGCCUCAGCUUGCCCGAUCCAAUAGUUGGGUAUACUCGAAAUGCGACGUCGCAGCUGGAGAAGCAAGGGGUGUGUGAAGACAUUGAUCACGCUGUGACGUUGCUGACUGUGUUUGGCGGCAAGUACCAGUAUAAAGACACCUCUGCGUGCCGUGAAUUGGUGUACACGCUGAACUGUUUGACGUGGGCGUCCCAGGAUAAUGCGUGCUUGAACGCUCCCAUGCCGCCCUGUCGGUCGCUGUGCGUCCAAGUGGCCGACCAGUGUGUCUUUAUGCACUCGUACAAGUUGUUUUUAACUCAAGUGUGCUCGGCCAUUCCAUGCACGGACAAACCCACGGGCACCUGCGUUCCAGGACAAAACGAGCUUAACCCAGGGUUUAACCGAUGCACCGUCCACGACGAUUACUUGACGCUGCCGCUGUCGAAGGGACCUUCCUGGCUGCAUACAUUUCCAAGUACGGUUUAUUGUUGUUGUUCGUGUUUCCAUUACUGAAUUUCGUCAUCGUUUUGUGCUUGUUGGUGUGUGUAGCCUUCGUGGCGGGGCUGGCGCUGCUAUGCCUGGUAAUAUAGAUGUAAUAAUCACAGCUUGACCAUAUAUUGACGGCUACUGUGAAGUGUCAUACAGUGGAAUUCUAAGUCGAUACCUGCAACCUUUGUCUUAAUCGCGUUGGCCUAUCGUGGCCACUACUUAAAAUUGGAACACUGUGUUCCAAUUUAAGUGACAUAGUGACAUUGGGUGCAGCCAGCGUUGACCACAGCCCUUCGCACUAACGUCACUAAAGUUAGGUUGAAAGACUCUUGACUCAUGAAGAAUUGAGACCUGUACAACAUGAAAAUGCACUAACGAUGGUUUGAGCUUACUGUUCUACAGCGUGCAAGCACUACGUGCCACGGUUGUCGUCGUCGCCGCCCUCAGCAAUCGCAUGGCUCAAAUCGGGACAAUCGAUCGUUCGAUGGGAUUUGCUACUACAACAGUGACACCCGCUGAACUUGGGCGAGAGUACGACGGGUUUGUUGGACGUUGUGUCGAGGCGCUUGGGAUGGUCAUGCGCAAGGGCACCUCCACGCAAGGCCUUGUCAAGGCUAUGAGACCAAUUGGUAGCUUUGGCCGGCAAUGCAACGUGUUCUUGUUGAUUCAUGUGGAUUGCAUAGGUUAUGGCAAAGACAAUUGAAA